UUGUAACAUCGCGUGCAAUUCGUUUCCUAAAAUUUAUUUACAAACAGUGAAAAUGGCGGCACCCACUUCUCAGCCACCUCCUGAAGCGCCACCCGAAGAGCCCCCCAACCCUACCGAGGGCGUGGCGGCCACAGGGGAAAUAUUUGACGAAUUUUACCAGCAGGUUAAAGCCAUAGAGCACAGAGACUCUGUGCUCACGCCCAAGCAGCAGAUAGACCGCCUCAACAGACCUGGCUCGACGUACUUCAACCUCAACCCUUUCGAUGUCCUACAAGUUGACCCUGACCUUCCCCUGGCAGAUGUCAAGAAGAAAUACAGACAGAUGUCCAUCUUGGUCCAUCCUGACAAGAACCUUGAUGACAAGGACCGAUCCCAGAAGGCCUUUGAAGCUUUGAACAAAGCCUACAAGACACUGGAGAACGAGGAGGGCCUGAAGCGAUGUCAGGAGAUUGUAGAGGAGGCCCAAGUGAGGACAGACGAAAUGCUCAAGCAGAAGAGAAAACAAUUGAAAAAAGAAGGCAAAUCAACAGCAGUCCCCGAGGAUGAUAUGACCAAGUACAAGCAUUCUGUGUAUGUGCAGACGUGUAAACUGUUUGCCGACCUGGAGCGCAUGCGGCAGGAACGAGAGACUAAGGACAUGCAUGAGAGGAAAAGAAAGGCAGAGCAGGAUGCAGAUGAUGAAGAGAAGAAGAAAGUGGAAGCUGAAUGGAAGAAGAACUAUGAGGAAAGCCGCACAGACAGGGUAGACAGCUGGAGGAGCUGGAAGGGCAGCAAGAGCAAGAAGGCCAAAGGCGCUUUCCGUCCCCCCAAACACAAGGCGGAAACCCGCUGACCCAACCUCAUGGCUCAUCACAGGGAUACACACAGACACACUGCACGGAGCCUGACUUGCAGCACCAGCUCCCUGAUGUCACGACCAACCCAUCAGACAUAGAACUCAUCUAUUUUUGGACAGAAUGAAUCUGAUUAUGUAGUCAGGGUGCUGAAGGGUGUUUCCCCAUCUGUAAAUAACUGAUCUGAUAAAUAUGUGUUGGUGAGAGAAUGCUUGUGAGGCUGAAGUUAACAAUAAGUAUGUCUGACUGGUGUCCUUGUUUUUGCUUUGUUAUCAUAUGUGUAAUUAGAUUAAGGUCAGACAGUAUUUGUAUUUUGAAAGAUUGAAAGUUGUUCUCAAUGUUAUUUGAGGCUUUAGAAAGUAUGUAUUUGAGAGUGCUUGUAUAUUCCUACCUCGUACCUCCAGGAUGCCUUCACAUCUUUCUCCUGCUAUGGAGUAGCUCUCACUGGUGAACCUGAACCUCAUUAUCCUGCUGUGGAAUAGCUUACUCCAUAGGCAUAGGUACCUCUGAUUGCCUUCACAUCGUUCUGCUAUAUAGCUUGUGCACGAGGUGUAGGUACCUCCAGGAUGCCUUCACAUCAUUGGGUUGUUUUCUUCUCUCUAGGGGGCACGGAUGGCCCAGUCGUCUAAGGCGCGGCUAUUCGCUGUGAAGAGUUGCGUCCCUUGGACACGACAGAAACCUAUGAUUGUGGGUUCAAAUCCCAGUUCGCCCCGAUUAUGUUUC
Haliotis rufescens (red abalone) is the source of this 1556-nucleotide messenger RNA. Its product is annotated as dnaJ homolog subfamily C member 8-like. The record is from RefSeq and is a predicted model, not a curated record. Bases 53 to 832 code for a protein of 259 amino acids. The transcript has 9 exons. Gene Ontology annotation, cellular component: nucleus. NCBI's taxonomy places the organism in Eukaryota, Metazoa, Mollusca, Gastropoda, Lepetellida, Haliotidae.